This is a messenger RNA of Patiria miniata (bat star), 2208 nucleotides long. Its product is annotated as branched-chain-amino-acid aminotransferase-like protein 1. The transcript has a single exon. NCBI's taxonomy places the organism in Eukaryota, Metazoa, Echinodermata, Asteroidea, Valvatida, Asterinidae. Bases 320 to 1222 code for a protein of 300 amino acids. The record is from RefSeq and is a predicted model, not a curated record.
CAAAGAAAACAGUAGAAUGUAAAUAAUGAUGGCGAUGUCGUUAACCGGGUUAAUAAUACCAAUACGGUUCUGAAAACGUUAUACAGCUGCUCUUGUACUUGUACGCGACAGCCGUGACAGGUAUAACAAUUCGUUACGGUUCUUGGAGUUUGGAGUUUGGAGUUUGAAGCUUGGAGUCUUUUAUUACAAAAGAUUAGAAGAUAUGUCUGUCUAACCUGUUUAUAAUGUGCACACCCCCACGAGGCUCGUGCAAAAACCUUUGUUGAUUCAGAUGAUAACUUGUUAACCAUACAAUGAAAAGGGGCAGCAUAAAAACAAGAUGGCAGACGAGCCCAAUCGUGUGUUUCUGUGGAGCAUCCCUCGUUCGGUCUCCACGGCCAUUGUUAAGUGUCUGAGUUACGUGGACGGCAUCCAGAUUGUAAACCACCUGUACGCCAGUGGGCACUACAUGGGUGUUAAUGGAGAACUUCCCGAACCAGAUCCGAGCAACCCGACGGUGUGCCAGAUCCUGGACGUUACAAGGAGACUGAUUGAUGAGGUACAACGGGACAAGGCAUCCGGGAUAGAUUACACCUUGUUGUCCUACCAGUGGAUUCGGGAUGAGGUCUUGGAAGCAUCUUACCCCAACAAGAAGCUCCUUCUGUGUCGAGACCAAGCCCAGUACCUGCAUGGCAGAUACGACAUGUUGCCUAGGGGAUUCAAGUACAGCUUCUUAAUCCGUCAUCCCAUCAGAGUCUUCCGAUCUUACAAGACGUAUCUCGCCAACAUGUGGGGUUGUGAGUUUCCUGACAUGCGGACCCUGCCUCCAAUAGCAUUUCCUCCCGGCUGUGGUUACAAGGAGCUCUUCGAUUUGUUCGAGUAUGUCGGGAAGAACAUCGACCCCUCGCCGGUCAUACUGGACGCCGACGAUCUGCUACAAGACCCGGCGGGAAUAUUGUCGACCUACUGCUCCAAGAUGGGAAUACCGUACUCCGACAAGCUGCUGUCCUGGCAAGCCGAUGGUGAUAACAUCACCAAAACUUGGAUAAUGUCAAAUUCAAUCGGAGCAUCCAACAGGAUGCAGGGCUACUACUACAAGCGAGCAUUUGAGAGCGUGGGAUUCGUGAAGACUUCCCCGCUACCUGAUCUGGCGAGUCUACCGGAUGAUGUCCAGGCGUGCGUUGAGUACAGCCUGGAUUACUACGAAAGACUGCAUCGUGAAAGAAUUAAACCUGGGAUUUAAGCUUCAAGGUCUUAAUAUUAGUUGAUCAGAAAAUUAGCUAUGCUCCAAAAGUCUAAAACAGCAGAUGCAUGACUUAAGCAGCAUAAUUAACUGAUUGUUCUCCCGUUUGAAUGAGUUUAAUGCUUUAUGGUAUUUGAGUAAUUGGUAGAAUUUUCAUUUUCAUUUAUGUUUAACUAUUUGGCUUAAAUAUAUCGCGUAGAAUGCUCGAAGGUUCUUGGAUGGGAGUGCCGAAGUUCCUACGAUAGACCGGUUUUGGAUCAUCUUGUUGACAGCGCCCGCUACAUACUAGUGGCAGGCUGAAUCAAGGGAAAGGAUGAAUCAAGAGAAAGUCCAAAUCCAGCGUGGACCAAGACGUGCAUGUUUAACGGACUAUUUAUUGGUUUACCGAAAAGUGUACUUUACUUUCUACUUCCAUUAUCUUUUCAUCUCACAGAGUAUUAAGAAAAAGUCGUUUAAAAUUUGAUGUGUGAAGAAAAAUGGUAUUAAUUUGCAAUCAUUUUUUUGAGUACAUUGCUCAAAUAGUUUGCUGCAUCAUACUUAACACUUUCGACCCAAAAAUAAAUAAGUAAGUAACAAAAUAAAUAUAAACCCAGUGCUACAAAAAUCUUUAAAUUUGCUUAUGUACCAAUUGUUUUGUGGUGCUUUUUUUGGGGGGGGGUAAAGAUGUCUUGAACUUAAAAAAAAAAAAAAACAUACUUCCGAGCGUAGCAUCGUUUCACAGUAAAAAAUGCAUUCUCUCCAAUGUGCCAAAUCUAUCACAUGGAAUUGAAAUCAAAUUAUGAUUAGUGUAUUUCAAACCAGACAUAUUUUUGCAACCAGCCCCUUUAGUCCACACAAUGGUUGAACCAUGGUUGAACUCGCCCAUUGUUCACGCCUGGCAUAAUCCACAUCCAGCCCACACACCGGUAAAUACAUGGUGUCGAAUACAAUGUGCACAAAGGUUGUUCGCGGGUUCAGUACAGAAAUGGUGGUCUCACAAAUCCUAC